AUGGAAACUCUGGAUGCUGAUAGUAGGGAAAGCAUCGGUUUAACCUCGAUCAACCACAUGGAUGCCGGCAGAGUCAAGCGCAAAGAGGUGGAGUAUCAGAGAAAACACCCCGCUGCCAUACCCAACCCAUUGCACAUUUAG
Messenger RNA from Alternaria arborescens, 141 nucleotides. RefSeq lists its product as hypothetical. The record is from RefSeq and is a predicted model, not a curated record. The coding region runs from base 1 to 141 and encodes 46 amino acids. NCBI's taxonomy places the organism in Eukaryota, Fungi, Ascomycota, Dothideomycetes, Pleosporales, Pleosporaceae. The transcript is spliced from 2 exons.